Messenger RNA from Coregonus sp. 'balchen', 6580 nucleotides. Lineage: Eukaryota; Metazoa; Chordata; Actinopteri; Salmoniformes; Salmonidae. The record is from the annotation of a GenBank genome assembly.
AUGAACAAGAUGCCAGACAUGUUGGCCAUAGAUGCUGUGCUUGAUCUUGUACAGUCAAUAAGAAAAUGGCCUGAGAGACAUAAUUUGUAGCUUUCUUAGAAGGCUGCCUUGUGGUUUGGGACUGCUGACACUCUAUUUCUGCAUCUCUGAUUAGUCGACUCUCUUGAACGUCCCUCAGCGUUGGUCUCUUUCUGAAGAUUCAGUGAUAUAUGGGUCCUUCUUCGCUCUGUCUGCCCCAUCUCUUCCCUCCGGUGGUGGAAAAAGUACCCAAUUGUCAUACUUGAGUAAAAGUAAAGAUACCUUAAUAACAAAUGACUCAAGUAAAAGUGAAAGUCACCCAGUAAAAUACUACUUGAGUAAAAGUCUAAAAGUAUUUGGUUUUAAAUAUACUGAAGUAUCAAAAGUAAAUGUAAUUGCUAAAAUAUACUUAUGUAUCAAAAGAAAAACGUAAAACAACCAAUCAUUUCAAAUUCCUUAUAUUAAGCAAACCAGAUGGCACCAUUUUCUUGUUUUCUUAAUUUACGGAAAGCCAGGGGCACGUUCCAACACUCAGACAUAAUUUACAAACGAAGCAUGUGUGUUUAGUGAGUCCGCCAGAUCAGAGGCAGUAUGCAUGACCAGGGAUGUUCUCUUGAUAAGUGCCAGAAUUGGACCCUUUUCCUGUCCUGCUGAGCAUUCAAAAUGUAACGAGUACUUUUGGGUAUCAGGGAAGAUGUAUGGAGUAAAAAGUACAUUAUUUUCUUUAGGAAUGUUUUACUUAAGUACUUUGCUUCCCUCCCCUCGUUUUCAUCUCUCUGUCUGGCCUCUCUCUUCGUCCCCUAGUUUUCGGUCCAUUUGACCAAUGAUCAAAGGUUGGCCGGUGUUAUGGGGAACCAUCCCGAGAAACAAAACAAGGAAGUUAUAUACUGGAUACUGGGUUGGCACUUAGUGCAGUGGCUGAGUUGACAUGACUUAAGUGAUCGGAAGGGCAGUGUGCCAUCGCACCACUUAUCACUCAUGUAAGGGGGCAGGGGGCUGUGGGCUACACACCUGUGAUUUGAUGAUAUUAAAGUCAUCACCCUGCCAAUAGCAAACUUAAGUCUACAGCAAAAAAUGUCUACAGUGAUUACCUAUUGGAAUAAGCAGGGAAACAACAAAAGGAGUGUAAACGCUUUUUCCCAGGCGUGUGUGCACAUACGCACACACACACACACACACACACACACACACACACACACACACACACACACACACACACACACACACACACACACACAGACACUCACAAACACACACAAACACACACACACUCACAAACACACAAUAAAUACAUACAGUGCAUUCGGAAAGUAUUCAGACCCCUUGACUUUUCCCACAUUUUGUUACGUUACAGCAGGGGCGCAACUUUAGUUUUAGAAGUGGGGGGGACAUAAUUAUUAUAAUAAUACUUUUUUUCAGUCGGAUAAACACUCCAAACAGCCUACCCGACCGCUCGGAGGCAUCCGCAUGGUCCAAAAGCACACCGUUGCCUCGUUUUCUAUCACAUUCCAAUGAUAAAACUGAGGGGGACAAAAAUGCAAUUUCAGAAUGACACAUGUCCCCCCCCGUCCCCGUCCCCCCCGUCCCCAGUAGGAGUUGUGCCCCUGCUUUACAGCCUUAUUCUAAAAUGGAUAAAAAAAAUAAAAACGUCAAUAUCACAUUUGCAUAAGUAACCAGACCCUUUGCUAUGAGACUCAAAAUUGAGCUUAGGUGCAUCCUGUUUCCAUUGAUCAUCCUUGAGAUGUUUCUACAACUUGAUUGGAGUCCACCUGUUGUAAAUUCAAUUGAUUGGACAUGAUUUGGAAAGGCAUACACCACAGUUGACAGUGCAUGUCAGAGCAAAAACCAAGCCUUGAGGUCAAAGGAAUUGUCCGUAUUACAUGUUUCAUUACAAUAAGAUAUUCACAUUUCUGCAAAAGUACAAUCUCAUACUCACUUCGAAACCCACCCAUGACCUCAGUUUAUCACUGUAGACAGCAGGACCCCAACAUCGUCAGUCACCAAACCCUCUUUCCCCCUCUGUUCUUCUCCCUUCUCUCUCGUCGCAUUCCUCAGCCUCUCUAAAUUUAUUUUCAGCAGUGUUGGGAAGCUACUCUGAAAAGAUAGUUUACCAAGCUACCAAUUACUUCACACUGAAAGAAGUUAACCUACACUAAAGCUACCCUUACGAAAAAUAUAGUUUACUUAACUAAAGUUACUUUGAAAAUGUAGUUCACUACAUCCAAACUACUUAGUGAAGAAUUAUAAUAAGUAAAUCUGAAAUGUCAUAUUCUACAAAUUGCAAGAACAGAUCACUUUGGGGUUAAAUGUUAACAGAAUGUGUAAUUUAGCCUAGUAAACACAAAAAUGAUGUUUAAAGUGAAAUUAGGCAGGUCUGAUUCUGUAAUAGAAAGGAAAAUAUAGCCUACUUCACCCAUAUUUUCUGUUAUUUUUGCAAAAACGUAGUGUGUACUUCCAGUAAUUAGCUACACCGCUACAUGGCAAAAAAAGUAAUUAACCACUGCCUAGAUUUGAAUUUAGUUCAAUUACCACCAAGCUUCUGCAAAAUUUAGUUAAAUUACUAGUUGAACUACAUAUAGUUCAUUACUCCCCAACCCUGGUUUUCAGCCUGUGCUUACUGGCAGUGUCGGCCUGCUCAGUCCACGCAUAACGCAAAACAGAUGUAGAAAGUGGAGCAGCCAAGAUGUUGCUAUGGAUAUGUGUGGGGGCAGCUCAGACUACCUUUUUACUACCCUGUACUGUACUCAAUAAAACAAAUGAGUUUGUUUCUGUCUCCGUUUUGUAUUUCACUUUCGCAGCGUAAUUUUAGACUGUGAAAGACGGUUUUUUCAAACAUUGCCUUUAAACAGGCCCAGAUUAAAUAUGCUUCAAUGCUAUAGAAGGGUUGGUUGUUUAGCAACAAAACCGAUGCUUGCGCAACUAUGGGGCAAAACAGACGGGGUUGGCUUAGAUUGUUGAUAACUUGUAAACUAUAUUAGUCUCCAUUGUUUAUUGAAAACAAGUAAAGUUGCACAAUGAACACUCAAAUACAUUGUUACAAUUGUUGGUUAGCUAGCUCGCUUGCACAUUUUUUGCCAUAUUUGCAUAGACGUGACAUCAGUCAAAACACCUCAAAACAAGACAUGCUAUCAAGAACGAGCCACUUACGAUUCCCCACAUGGCAGUUUCUUGUCAUUGUUGCUAGCUAUCUGGCCAUACAGAACCAUAACAACAUACGUCAUUCUACCCCUUUGAAGCCUGCACAUCGUGUUCGUGACGUUGUCAGCUAACCUGUCUAUAAUGUAAUACAAUAUUAUGUCCGUUUUUAUAUCACUUUAAGGUGGAAGACAGUGACAAUUUAGGCUAUAAUGUAGGCCUAAUAGAUUUGUUAGAAAAUAGAAUUAACAGAUCGUUUUGGGAAGAGCACCACCCUUACAAAUCCCAAUUUAUUCUCUGGCAUGCAUACUGUACAGUAGAGCUAUAGACACUAUUAUAAACUGGGUGGUUCGAGCCCUGAAUGCUGAUAAAAUCAAAUCAAAUCAAAUUGUAUUUGUCACAUGCGCGAAUAUAUGACUGUAAGUCGCUUUGGAUAAAAGUGUCUGCUAAAUGGCAUAUUAUUAUUAUUAUACAACAGGUGUAGACCUUACAGUGAAAUGCUUACUUACAAGCCCUUAACCAACAAUGCAGUUUUAAGAAAGAUAAGUGUUAAGUAAACAAUAGAUAAGUAAAAAAUAAAAGCAGUAAUUGGUUGACUUCCAUGGUAUAUCAGACCAUAUACCACGGGUAUGACAUGAGACAUUUUGCCCAGUUGUUUACAUUUAUUUUGGUGGCCACCUUAUGCCUAUCUUCUUGAAGUGCACGAAUACAGCAUUGGAUAGUUAACAUGAGGGUGUGAAUCGUGGUAAGAGCAGUAUAGUUUACUACCUAUGUCCUACAGAACGACUUUCUCCCCUCAUCACUUUGCUGCGAAAAUGACAUCAGCUUCUCAAGAGGGGGCAGGCGUUUCUGCGUCCGGGGAGGAUCUGUGGAGGAUCUUUCCAAGCUAACCCCGUCCCCGCUUCCCGGUGCAGACAUACUGUACGCACACACAAAUCGGUCAGUAGCCUACAUUCACCCGAGUCUUCUGCUUGCUUUUGUGAGAAAAAAGACCGUGUCGCCGUUUUUAACCGCAUGACAUGGGGGAAGACUACCGCGGUGUUGGCUUCGUAUGACAUUGUUGCUGUUGUAGCGAUACAGACGGACGACGCCAAUGGUUUAUCUGACGGUAGCUCAGUGCGAGGGGCGCAGCAUCAAGCUGGGUUCCUCUGAUGUGAUGUUCGAUGCCAGCACCUGGAGGAUUCGCAACAUCUGGGACGGGGUGAAACUAGAGGUCGCCGGGGAUGUGAGCCCCGUUGUCCUGCAUAGCUUCACCCAAUUGGACCCCGACCUUCCGCAGUUGGAGGUAAGGAAAUCACCAGUAAUUUCUUCACUGAGCACUGGGCGCACUGUACUACACUCUAGCCAUUUGUGCGGUUCAUUCAAUGCGUCUGGUGAUUGGUUUGCUGUCGAAGCUGCGACACCUGAUCGAUAAGCAAGAAUAGCCUGUGGUUUUUAGAGGAUAAAAUGUGUGUUCUGUUGUGUUUUGUUGUUUCCUUCUGCCUUAGUGUCAAUGACACAGUUACUCAAGUCCAAUACAUUUAAGUGCGCAUGUCCUUUUUGAAAUUCAGCAACAUAGUUUUAGUAGCCCAUUUCUUUCCAAAAUGUUUAAACACACGUUGUGAAAUCUAUAUGCUUUAUUGCUGAAGAAUAAACAUGAAAACAGUUUCAUAAUAUAGGCAGUUUGUAUUUUAUUUUACUUUUACUUUUGCAGUGAGUCAACAUUGAGACACAGGUCUCAUUUGCAAGUGAGCCCUGCAAACAACAUGUUGGACAAGUAAUGUUUUAGUACAAGUAAUUUGAUGAAACUAUAAUAGUCCAUGAUAGAUAGACACUCAACAAGAUAUAACAAGUUAUAAUCACUGCAAAUAACAUUACUAAAAUAUGCUCAACAAGUGAAUGCUUUGAUUAAUAAAUUGCAUUAAUCAGUCAGGUAGCUUAGUGGUUAAGAGCGUUGUACCAGUAACCUGAAAGGUCGCUGGUUCUAAUCCCCGAGCUGACUAGGUGAAAAAUCUGUCGAUGUGCCCUUGAGCAAGGCACUUAACCCUAAUUGCUCCUGUAAGUCGCUCUGGAUAAGAGCAUCUGCUAAAUGACUAAAAAUGUAAAUAAUAAUCAUCAAGGUGACAUGAGUUUGAGCCAUCAUCAAUUUGAUUUGAAUAAAACAAUUUUUAUUAUAAUUUGACAUUAUUUAUUAUAUGGAACAGACACCAGUCACUAUUUAUUUUCCCCUCCAAAUGGCACGAGACAGCUUUUAAAACUGAGCCAGUGAACCAGUAGCAGUAAUUGAUUCAAUUGGAUUCCAAUGGGUCACGGUGUUGACCGCUGUCCAAGCAGUGUGUGUUCUACUUACCAAAUAACACACUACCUCAUUGGAGAUGCCAUAGGUUAUAGGCUAUGUCAUAGGGUCUCUUUGGUCCUGAGACUUUGUCUGUCUCUGUUUGAGAAGGUGAUAAGGGUUCCUUCUGUCUCGUCUAGUACAGCCAGUAGACACAAUAUUUUUGGGGGUCAGUAUCAACUCAUCUUUAUUUAUGUUUGUUGCUGCCAUGUGUGGGGAUAAUAGUUUUAGUGUCAAAUCAAAUGAAAUCAAAUUGUAUUUGUCACAUGCGCAGAAUACAACAGGUGUAGACCUUACAGUGAAACACUUAUUUACAAGCCCUUAACCAACAAUGCAGUUUUAAGAAAAAUAAGUGUUAAGUAGAAAAUAGAUAACUAAAAAAUACAAAUAAAAAAUAAUUAAAGAGCAGCAGUAAAAUAACAGUAGUGAGGCUAUAUACAGGGGGUACCGGUACAGAGUCAAUGUGUGGGGGUACAGGGUAGUCGAGGUAAUUGAGGGAAAUGUGUGACACAUUUUGUGUGAGUUUUUAAGUGUGUUAGGCUUGUGUGUAUUGUAGUGGGCAUAUGAAGGUUUGUGAAUGUCAUGGGUACCCACAUGAAAAAAUACUAUAGUAUACUAUGGUAUAAAGACUGUAGUAUUACUAUAUUUAUAUACUAUAGUAUUCACUGUAGUAUUCACUGUAGUGUUUUUGCGGUCAUGACUGUAGCAUACUGUAGCAUUUAUUGUAGUGUUUUUGCAGAUAUUACUGUAGUAUUUACUAUAGUGUUUUUGUUUUAUUAUAUUUGACAUAGAAGUGGGGGCUUUGUCCUUGAGGAAACCUACUAGACAAAUAUUAAAACAGCACAUUUUCCGUAACCUGUAAGUGGGUAGGACUGGGGUCUGAAGGGAUAUCAGACCUCCUCCCCUGUUCUAUAAACUGUAGUAAGUGAAGUAGUAAGUGAAGUAACAGAGAUAACCUGUAGGGGACACAAUAACGUAUAUGGUCUAUACUUGUCACUUAUGUGGAACCAGCUUCCCCCUGAAGCUAGGACAAAGAGUAUAUUAAAUAAUCUCACAGCACCCUUUUCCUGAACUAGCACUCGCACUUUACUUUCUUUUUCUUACUAGCUCUGA